This is a messenger RNA of Trichoderma aggressivum f. europaeum, 870 nucleotides long. RefSeq lists its product as uncharacterized. NCBI's taxonomy places the organism in Eukaryota, Fungi, Ascomycota, Sordariomycetes, Hypocreales, Hypocreaceae. Bases 1 to 870 code for a protein of 289 amino acids. The transcript has a single exon. The record is from RefSeq and is a predicted model, not a curated record.
AUGGUUACAAGUGCUUAUGUAUACCACAAAGUCGAGCAACGGGUUGCCGUCAAUCGACUACGGCUCGGGACGAUCAUCACCGGCAUCCAAGGGGUGACCAGGCUCAAUGCCGGGAAAGAGCCCAAGAUUGACGAGGAACGUCUCAAUCACUACUCUCAAACCAAUGCCGAUGUUACAACGGAUGCUGCGCUGAAUGGGGAUGCCGGUGUUGAACUCAGGGUUGCCGCUCUUGGGGGCAUUGGACUUGAAGGUCAAGUCAAUGGCGCCCGCGGCAAUUUUGAAAGGCACAACUUCAGGGCCAUAGAUACUACCGACUUCGAACCCACACAGAAGGACUAUAAUGAUGCCGGCCAAGCUGAAGAAGUACAGACCUUCUUAAAGAAGUCGAACUAUCGCCCCGUCUUCUACAUCACAGGCAUCAAGGUUGGCAGAGUUCAAACUGAAGAAGGCUCUGAGCCAACAUUUGAAGCCACAAGGAUGACGAGUAUGGGGGGAACUCUGGGCUUGGGGGUCAAUAUCCCAACUAUUGCCUCGAUCGGGCCGAGGAUAACGGGAUCCAGGAGCUUAACUAUUACUCAGCAAUACAGAGAGCAUAACGACUACAUCUUUGCAAUCAGAGUUCAGAAACUGCGGUACAAGAAGAGAAUGGGGCUUUUUGGUCCCAGAGAGUGGGUUAACAAGCCAUAUAACGACGGUGCUGAACUCGUUGGCGUGGACAGCAAAGGACAAGAGGAAGAGGAACCGGAGAUUGCUUUUGACGAGAUUGAAGAGCUUGAUCUUGAUGAAAAUGAUUUAAAGGGCUACAAGCAAAUCGCAGAGACUGACAACCGAGGUAAACAAAUUACCUACGUGGUUCCCAACGGGUGGUAG